This is a messenger RNA of Sesamum indicum (sesame), 635 nucleotides long. RefSeq lists its product as uncharacterized. NCBI's taxonomy places the organism in Eukaryota, Viridiplantae, Streptophyta, Magnoliopsida, Lamiales, Pedaliaceae. The record is from RefSeq and is a predicted model, not a curated record.
CGCCUCUAAAUUCUCAGUACUUUCCAACAAGUUUCCGUUUCUUUCACUGCUGAAAGGGAAGGAAAAGAUGGCGACGGCGUGGGGUGCAUUCUGGGGAACGAGAGUGCUGGAGAUAGUGAAGAAACACGAUUCUGGAGGCCUUGUUUGGAAGAGAAUUAAGCUAACCUCAACCCGGAAAGCCAAUGCCAAGAAGCGCCUUCGUCGCGUUUGGCAGAAUGAGGCUGUUUUGAGGGCAUGUUCGGAGCCACCUCCCCCAGAAAUUUCGCAGGCUGAAGGUGGGAAAAUUGCUGCCAAGAACUAGAGCCUUCAGAUUAGUUGAAAUGAGUAAGAGUUCUAAGAAAGCAUGAUCCUCUUUCACUUGGGACUUGGGAAACGAAUGAGGCAAAUUUAUGUGUACUUCUACUGCCAUCUUUAUGCCUCAAAUUUGUAGUUAGGUUUUGCCUGGAACUUAUGAGUUUUAAUUAGCUUGAUAUUUCCUUUGUAUGGUUAGUUCAAGUUAACACUAUGCAUCAACUUGUAGCAUUUCUCCUGUAGGUUUUUCAUUAGGCCUUGUUUGACUUGCAACUAUAAACCUAUUCAUAUGGUGAAUGAUGUUAUAAAAAUUUGAAGGUGGUAGGAGUUGCUUUUACCUCUAA